Purpureocillium lilacinum is the source of this 303-nucleotide messenger RNA. The record is from RefSeq and is a predicted model, not a curated record. Lineage: Eukaryota; Fungi; Ascomycota; Sordariomycetes; Hypocreales; Ophiocordycipitaceae.
AUGAAGCUCAACCACGGACUCGUGCUAUUUGCGCUCUGCGCCGGCGCCCUUGCGGAGGGACGGCCCAAGAGCGUGACUGGGAAAUGCUACCAGGCUACCGCCUCCAGCGCCGCCAGCUGUCGCAUCGAGAUGCCAGCCGGGAGCAACGGCGGCGCCUCCGGACGUGGAGGCAAGAGCGGCAAUACAGCCGUGUUCUUCAAGGACUGCAGGCCAAACACCGAAAGGGGACCCGGCGAAGAGUGCACGAGGGAUGGCGCGCCUUGCACGUACCGUUUCUGGGACAUGUAUGCCACCUGCGACUGA